AUACCAUCAAGCUGCCUGAAUGGUGACAGCAGUCAGCAGGUGAACAGGUGACAUGCUAGCUCACUUCCAGCGUUUUCAUGGCUCGUUCUGCGCUUCUGUGGCAGGUUUGUCAAUCGUGAUCGCGGUUUAUUGUGGACUGUUCAGGAAUAUAACGAGUGGGACAUUAUUGUGAGUGUUUGAGAGGUUUAUGGUGUGUCAUUCUCCCGCUACGGGGUCUUAUUUGGAUUUGGAAAGCGACUUUACGCACAAGAUCUCCUCAAUCCAAGAUUUUGAAGUGAUUACUGCGCGGUGGGAUGGCGGAGGAAACCUACAACGAAUCAUUUCCAGAUCUGAAGGAAGUGGAAAAUAAAGUUGGCAGGAAGACACCGGAAAGUCUUCUAAUUUGGAUGAGGGAUGCUGCGGACGGCGAAAAUGGAUGGAGGUCUGAUGUGGUGGACAUGGGAGACCGCAGCUCCGAUAGUUUUUCUGACAAAAUAAGCAAUUUAAAACAAGAGAUGAGGUGUCUGCGUUCUGCUGAUGUGAGGAUUCUGCGGCAGCUGGUGGCUGUGCACGAGGGAAUCGAGGCGAUGCGUUGGCUGGUGGAGGAUCGGGGCGCCUUCGCCAGCCAUGGCAGCAGCCUGACAGGCAGCCUGAGCAGCCUGGCCACGGUGGAGGAGGCCUCCAUGUCCCCCUGCAGCCAGAGUCCAACUCAGGAUUUGACUGAAACAUCUGGAGAGGAAUCAGCUGAUCACACACUAUCCACUGAUGACGUGGAUACAAACCACAUGGAGAUCCCAGAGUCUACUGAAGCAAGGCAAUCAAGUCCUUCCACCCCUGAGUUUGAAGUCAGUAUUUCCACACAUGGCAGGCGUGAUGGGGCAUCAUCUACUCCUGUUAAUGGUUUGGUUAGAGCCACAUUUCCAAAGUCACAACCACAAGACCUUAAAGCCGGCACUGACAUUGUCAGAAAAGUUCUCCUCAGAUCUCGCAGAGCAAAAAAAGACAUGAGAGCAGAUAGUGGUAGCUUUUCCCUCACUGAACAGUCACAGGCAGAUCACCAAGCUCAGGAGAGUCCCAGCACCUCUCUGAACAAUACCAUGGAAGAGGAAGAGACUGCGCCCAAUAGAGAGACGGCUUUGCUGGGCUAUGACGCUCAGUGGUGCUGGGUGGAGUCACUGGACGAUGUGAUGUUUCUAUGA
This is a messenger RNA of Gymnodraco acuticeps, 1178 nucleotides long. RefSeq names its product leucine rich adaptor protein 1-like. The coding region runs from base 294 to 1178 and encodes 294 amino acids. Lineage: Eukaryota; Metazoa; Chordata; Actinopteri; Perciformes; Bathydraconidae. The record is from RefSeq and is a predicted model, not a curated record. The transcript has 3 exons. Gene Ontology annotation, biological process: positive regulation of cytokine production; positive regulation of canonical NF-kappaB signal transduction.